Molecule: messenger RNA, 918 nt
Organism: Nematostella vectensis (starlet sea anemone)
Lineage: Eukaryota; Metazoa; Cnidaria; Anthozoa; Actiniaria; Edwardsiidae
Product: cysteine and glycine-rich protein 1
Exons: 3
Coding region: 356-634 (92 amino acids)
Biological process (GO): muscle tissue development; sarcomere organization
Cellular component (GO): Z disc; cytoplasm; nucleus
Molecular function (GO): actinin binding; structural constituent of muscle
Source: RefSeq, a predicted model, not a curated record
AAUAGAGCCCAGGACCCAGACCGGGUGACAGGAGACUAGGGGGGAGUUGUUUUGAAUGUUUAUUCAUUUUCACAUAUACGGCUAUUGUCUGUUUUCCAAUUAAUUAUAAAUUGUUCUGGCUUCUACCACUGAUUACAACUAUUUUGAUUUUCUGCGUCGGUGAGUUUUGUAUGUCGAUUUGAAUAAAGUAGAACGAAGCGCACUGGGUGUUGUGCUUGAUGAUUUCGGUAAUGGCAUCCCAUCGGACUUAGCAGGCUUUGAGGGUGUGCGGGGAAGUAUUUUAGGCGCAGCGUAGCACUGUAUUUUAUUCAUUUGCUGAUCCCAACUUGAGAAUCACAUCUCUUGUGUACCGAAAAUGGCUGACAACAACAUACCUGACAACACAUGCCGGUGCAAGCCCGACCCAUGCCCCCGCUGUGAAAAGAGGGCAUACGCGGCCGAGCAAGUCCUGGGAGCUGGAUUCAACUGGCAUAAAUCUUGCUUUAACUGCUACAAGUGUCACAAGAAACUCGACAGCACAACAGUCGCUGUCCACAAAGAUGAGAUUUACUGCAAGACAUGCCACGGUGCCAACUUCGGUCCCAAAGGCUACGGAUUCGGCGGCGGGGCAGGCGCACUCUCGCGCACUCAAUAGAGCCCAGGACCCCGACCGGGUGUAGGAGUGGGACUAGAGAUUGUUUUUUGUUCAAAUUAACGUAUAGAUCUCUGUUGAAUCUCCAAAGUACAACAAAAUAAUAUCACUGAUUUGAUUGUCAAGGAUUUAUAAAGUGCGAGAGACAAUAGUCCUUUAAAGUCUAAUUUUAUAAUCCUUGUGUUGUGAUUGCAAGUGGGUGGACUUAUUCUGUAUUAUUUCUAUGUAGUAUAUCUAAAAUUAGCGCCUAAAUUUGAUUGUAGAUCAUUAAAACCGUCAUUUCCCUA